GCAUUUACUUCCAUCCAAAGCUAAUAAUUUAAUACACAUGAUAAAGUCCCCACCAGCCUCAUUUCUUUUCCUUUAUUUCAAGUUUUCAACUUCUUCUCCCACAUGUGUGUUGCCAAUCUUUAAAAAUCUUCCUAUUAACCCUCUCUGACUAUCCAUUACUGCCACAUAAAUAACUCACAUCUCACUCUCACAUCUAGAGCUUCAAAACUCAUUUGAAAAAAAUAGAAAAAAACUUCCCACGUUCCUCACCAAGAAAUCCAGAGAUAUGGGCAAGAAAAUGAAGCUUCCCUUUCCUUUCAAAAGCACAGAUAUUGCAAGGCCUCCAUGGCCUUGGUAUUGUCACCAACAACCUAGAACCCUUUCUUUCAGAACCAACUGCAAUGACAACAUUUACAAGACCAUGAACUCAAUCUUCUUAGACACUGCCAUUGAAGUGGUAGGCACAACCGAGUCUUGCUUCACUAACUCAUCAGAGUCACCUAGCUUUUCAACCACCUCUGAAGACUCAGGAGUGGACCCGGUAGAGACAGUGAUUCGAGGGUUAAGGUCACAAGAGAGGCUGUUUUUCAAGCCAGAAGAGACAAGUUCUAUAUUGGAAGAGGCAAAGGAAAGUGGGUUUCCAUUCAAGGAAAGUGUGGCAUUGUCAAUGGAUUCCCAAGACCCUUUUGUGGAUUUUCGAAAGUCUAUGGAAGAAAUGGUGGAGGCUCAUGGAGUGAAAGAUUGGGAAGGCCUUGAAGAGCUUUUGUGUUGGUAUUUGAAAAUAAAUGAAAAGAGCAACCAUGGGUAUAUUGUUGGAGCUUUUGUUGAUUUGUUGGUUAGUCUUGCGUUUGCUAAUUCAUCUUCUACUUGUAGUUGUUCUCAUUCUCAUUCUCAUUCUCCUUCUUCUCCUUUAUCUUUUUAUACUUCUUCUUCAUUUUCUUCUUCUACUACUCCUUGUGUUUCCUCAUUAGAAGUUGAGGAAGAUAGUGAUAGCACUCCUUGUUUAUCUUCAUUAUUAGAAUGUGAGAAGGAGAUCAAAGACAAUGAAGAUGAUAGUUCUUCAUCAUCUUUUAAUGUUUGAUUUAAUGUAAGGAUACGUAUGUAUACCAUUGUAGUUUUUUUUGAGAAAUGAGACUUUUAACUUUUUUUGUUA
Messenger RNA from Quercus robur (English oak), 1132 nucleotides. Its product is annotated as transcription repressor OFP13. The coding region runs from base 266 to 1060 and encodes 264 amino acids. Gene Ontology annotation, biological process: negative regulation of DNA-templated transcription. NCBI's taxonomy places the organism in Eukaryota, Viridiplantae, Streptophyta, Magnoliopsida, Fagales, Fagaceae. The record is from RefSeq and is a predicted model, not a curated record. The transcript has a single exon.